Cornus florida is the source of this 1172-nucleotide messenger RNA. RefSeq names its product pre-mRNA-splicing factor SPF27 homolog. The transcript has 7 exons. NCBI's taxonomy places the organism in Eukaryota, Viridiplantae, Streptophyta, Magnoliopsida, Cornales, Cornaceae. Gene Ontology annotation, biological process: mRNA processing. Gene Ontology annotation, cellular component: Prp19 complex; catalytic step 2 spliceosome; precatalytic spliceosome. The record is from RefSeq and is a predicted model, not a curated record. Bases 50 to 799 code for a protein of 249 amino acids.
CACACAUUAGACGAAGGACAAGGCGACUGUGAGGUUUGGUAUCGCAACAAUGGCGGUGGCGAACAGCGGAGAGAUCCUAAUGCUGGAAGCUCCUCCCCCUACACAGCCGGCGUGGUCCACCAGUGCUGAAAUCAUCGACGCAUUGCCUUACAUAGACGACGACUAUGGUGACCCCAAAGUCAAAGAAGAGGUUGACCGUUUAGUCGAAGAUGAGAUACGGAGGAGCUCCAAGAAGCCCUCUGAUUUCCUCAAAGACCUACCUCCUCUUCCCAAGUUCAAAUUCGAGAAUCAUCCAAUGCUUGCUAGAGAGUACGAGCGGGUGAGAGCUGGGAAGCCUCCAAUGCCACUUGAUAUGUCACGAUAUGGUCUUGAAACGCCAUCUGUAAACAAACGGAAUGAUGAAACUGCUUGGAAGCAAGCGCUACAAAAAGCUCAACGCUUAUUACAACAUCAAGUGAUCAGGCUAGAAAAUCUGGAGUUUAUGUCAAAACAUGGUGCUGAAGUCUGGAAACAACACAACCAAAGAUUGGAGGCAUUCUUAUCCAGAAUGCGAGCACAAGGUGUGGAACUAAAUGAGAAGAUAGAAAUUGUGAAUCGUGAAAGAAAAUAUCACCAGCAAAACACUGCAUAUGAGCUUAAUGCUUUGUCUGCACAAUGGAAGGAGCUUUGUGAGAAAAAUAUUGAAAUUGAAGCUGCAUGCUUUCAAAUUGACAAUCAUAUUGAGGAACUGAAGAAAGAAGCUAUGGAGAAAGGCUGGAAUUUGGAGGUCAGUAUAGAGAAUGGCUCCUUGCUGCAGUAAGGAAGGGUUGUAGAAAGAGUGACAGAAGCGAGGAAUGUUCUUGAUGUGUCAUGGAUUCCUCCAUUUUUGCUGGUCUUGUUUUCAAUGAACUGCAGGGUGUUGCUGACUUCUGUAUGGAGGAUGAGUUGGUUUCAAUCUUCUACUAGUUUGUGGGUGCAGUUCAUUCUUCAGUGAGCUUUUUGUUCACCCCCCCUUGAGCAAGUGAAUUUUUAACAUGUAUGUUGUAUUUAUCCUCAUUAGUCUGAAUUCUUCCCUCAUUUAAGAAAAAGUGAACCGGAGGCUAAUAACUUUUACAGAUGAUUGCUUUUUCAUAUAUAAGAGACGAAUGAAAACCAUAAUUGAUUUAUAUGUUGUUUCCUUUUUACUAAAGCAA